Messenger RNA from Magnolia sinica, 912 nucleotides. RefSeq lists its product as uncharacterized. The transcript has 3 exons. Bases 1 to 912 code for a protein of 303 amino acids. The record is from RefSeq and is a predicted model, not a curated record. Gene Ontology annotation, molecular function: nucleic acid binding; RNA-DNA hybrid ribonuclease activity. Lineage: Eukaryota; Viridiplantae; Streptophyta; Magnoliopsida; Magnoliales; Magnoliaceae.
AUGCACAAAGUUGUUCCUGUUGAUGACGCAGUCAGAUUGUCUGGUGUGCCUACUGUAUCAAGGUGUGAGUGCUGCAAUGGCUACCCUGAGUCCAGCGUCGGCAGCUAUCACCCGUCCUCCUCUGCAGCUCAGCUCCCCUCACUCGUUUUGCUUCAGGGAAAUCGGAGCCCCCACUCCUCUCAGAACAUGUCUCCUAGUCAGGGUAGCCCAGAUAAUCGGAGCCCUCCCAACGCUAUGGCUGAGCUAUGGCUAAGUCGGAACGCAUCACGCUAUGAAGGCAUAAGAAUGUCUGCUCGUAGGAUUAUCGCCCAUGUUUCAUUGUGGUUACAGGAGCUAGGUAACCCUCUGCCAACCAGCGUCUCUUCUUCCCUUUUUGUGCCUUUUGGUUCGGGCUCCCAUGUGCACGAUCCCGUCCCUACCGACUCAUCUGCCUGGCCUCUGCUAGUUAUUUGGCAAAGACCGCGCCCCGGGUGGGUUAAAUUGAACGUCAAUGGCUCCUCUCGAGGGAACCCAGGUGAGAGUAGUGGUGAGGGAUAUUAUGGGAUUUCAACGAACACGUCUACAGAAGCGCAGGCGAUGCUUGACGGCAUCCUUCUUUGUAGCAAAUUGGGCUUCUCUAACGUUGAAGUAGAAUCUGACUCGAAGACAGUAGUAGACACUGCAACGGCCCCUUCAGGGCAUUGUCAUUGGAAUAUUUGGUACCAAAUGGAGGCUAUCCACUACCUUAGCCGUUCCCUUAACAUCUCCUCCCGGCACAUUUUUCGUGAAGGAAACGCAGUGGCAGAUGCGCUUGCUAGAGAGGCUAGUGAUGGCUGCCCAAACUCUUUCUUCAGCCUCUCCUCGCACCUCCCAAGGUGCAUUAGGGGCUCCCUCCUCCUUGACAAGGGAGGCUUGGGGACCAUCAGAGUUUGA